This is a messenger RNA of Mya arenaria, 4823 nucleotides long. Its product is annotated as histone H2A deubiquitinase MYSM1-like. Lineage: Eukaryota; Metazoa; Mollusca; Bivalvia; Myida; Myidae. Gene Ontology annotation, biological process: double-strand break repair. Gene Ontology annotation, cellular component: BRISC complex; BRCA1-A complex. The transcript has 15 exons. The record is from RefSeq and is a predicted model, not a curated record. Bases 25 to 3249 code for a protein of 1074 amino acids. Gene Ontology annotation, molecular function: polyubiquitin modification-dependent protein binding; metallopeptidase activity.
UUAUACAUACCCGCCUCCAUCACAAUGGCUGACGAUGGAGAAGUUGUGGAUGUAUUGGGAGACUUCGAGUUUAAACUGCAGGCGGAUGAUGGUAUGUAUGAUGCCAAUGAGCUUCCUUCCCAGAGUGCGAACCUUCUCCCCGAGUUUACCCACCCUCCCUGGAUGCUGGACCAGUGCUGGCCGAUGGACGCAUGCAUGGAUGAGAAGUCCAAGGCUACCAUUGAAAAAAUGCUGCUUGAGGAACAAUAUUACACAUGUGGAAAAAUGCCUAAAAGAAAACAACAGCAACUGAUUAAAGAAAUGUCUGUUAACGAAGCAAAUUCCAGCAAGGUGAUUGAAGCGACUGUAACACCAUCCUUACCUGAACAGCCAGACAUGAAAUCAGAGUUACAGCCCCUGGCACUACCUAAAUCAGAGUUGUUGCCCCUGGCAGUACCUAAAACAGAGUUACUGCCCCUAGCAGUACCAGAGGCUAAUCAGGAGGUUGUGAUAUCGUCAUUAGAAUCAAAUCAGAUGUACAUCAGAACAUCACAGAUGGACACAGGACCAUCACAGACUGAUGCAGGACCAUCACAGAUGGACCUACAAACUGAAGCAGGGUCAGACAAAAUAGACAAAAUCCGCGGGAUGAAAUGGACAGAAGAUGAAAAAAGGCUGUUUAUAGAUGGAAUGGAAAUGUAUGGGAAAAGAUGGUUAAAAGUUGCAGAAAUGAUUCCCACUAAAACAUACAGACAGACAAAAAGUUUUGCAUAUCAGCAGAUAAAGGCAAUGGAAAAGAAAGGUCUGAUAGAGAAUCCAGCUUCUCAUAGCAUUGACUCUAUUGAUACAAAUUAUGAGCUUGACCCUCUACAAGAAAUGUUGUAUUCUGUGGCCACUGGAAACACAACAAUCAGGACUUGUACACGCCAGAAAAUCAAUGAAGUACAUGACAAGAGAUGCAUUCCAAAACAAAGGAAUAAAUCUUACAAGAAAAAGCAUGGAAAGCCAAACACAAGCAGUAAAUAUUUUCCCACUGAUAAUAUAGGAAUAAGUGGAGAGCUCCAAAAUGUAACUGAUACUUUAAGAUCUGAUCAUUCAAACUCUUCUGAUCCAGUAAAUACUUUAAGACUUGAUCAUUCAAACUCUUCUGAUCCAGUUGUUAACACUGAAUUCAUAGAUGGAAUAGGUUCAGGUGUACAAGUAUGGAUAUCUAGUUCUGUUGAAGACAAGGCUGAAAAUGAUGAAGAAGAUACUGUAAUAAACAUUGAAGAUGAUGAGGAGGAAGAAGAGGUUAAUCCGUUACUGGCUGGAAGAUCGGUGUCACCUACCUCAAUCUAUGAAAGCUUACUGAGCAGUGCAAAUAUCAAGAGUCAUCCGAGAACUAAAUGUGGUGGUCAUUAUACUUGGGAACCAGUCAUUGAUGUAGAAAGAGAAGACUCAACAUGUCUAGAUUUUAUUGACCAGUCAUCUGAAUAUAAGCCACAAUAUGAAGAUAAUUUUGAUAGACAAGAUAUAAAGUCCCAUGUAAAAGUGGAAAUACCAGAUACCCCAGAUAUUCAAAAUCAGUCUGAUGAAACAGUUCAGGUAAAUAGUUUAGCAACUACUGCUAUGCAUGAAGUUGCACUAAAACAAGAGCAAAACUGGGUCAAGUUUGAAAACCAAUUAGCAACUGUAAUGGAUGAAACAGCUGAACAAUACACAGAUAUUGGUUCAGACUCAGAAUCUCAACAGAAAGAAAUUUCAGAUGGGGAAAUUUCAAAGCCUGUACCAACAGUUGAAAGAGUUAAAGUGAAUGUAGUAAUCUUAAAGAAUGGAGAGGUGGUUCAUUUCCCAUUCCCUACAGAGGAAACAAAGAUUGCAUGCAACAUGGAAGUGACUGAAGAAGAGAGAAAUGUGAUGAGUGAGUUCUUUGAUGCAUGUAGCAAAGGCAGUAAGAACCCGAACAGAUACAUCAGAAUUAGGAACACUGUUUUGGAAUCUUGGCAGAAAUGUAAACCUGACUACUUGACGAAGACAAGGUUGCGACAUUACCUGAAGUCUUGUGGGGAUGUGAAUGCCAUUGGCCGGGUACACGCAUUUUUAGAAGCCAAAGGGGCCAUAAACUAUGGCUGUGAUCAAUGUAUGUACAAGACACCAAGAUCCCUACCCAUACCAAACUCUGGCAUCCGGGGUAAGAACAAAACCAGCAGCACAUAUGAUGUGGAAAAGAGAGAAUCUGGGCGAACCAGAAAGAGAAAGGAUCCCUAUGUGGUGUGGGAUAGUGUUGAAAAAAGACCGCUAAAAUUGCCCUUUGAAGGGAAAACAUUUCAGCAUGGAGAUGACGGUUCAGCUCCUUUGGAGUUGUUUAAGCUGAGUGACCCCCAGUACCUGUCCAUCCUGGUAUCAGAGGCUCGCAAGGAAAAAAAACAGCCAUCCCCAAACGCAGAUAGGAGAAGGCAAAUGAGGAAACCUGUGGUCACUCUCUUUAAGGACCAGUAUGAUCCAUUCAAGCUCAUUCCGUGUCUGCCCUUUUCUUCUGAUAAACCGCCCCCGUUUAAAGUGGAGAUCCACUGUUCAUCGCUGAUGAUAAUGGACAUGCACAGUCACAUCUCAAAGACAGAAGUGAUUGGUAUGCUAGGGGGCCGGUACUGUCCAGGGCGGGGAAAGCUUACUGUAGUCCAAGCCAUUCCGUGUAAGAGUGUCAGUACUGGCAUGCAGUGUGAGAUGGAUCCAGUGUCUCAAACCCUGGCUAGUGAGGAUAUAUCAAGGUCAGGACUAGAGGUCGUGGGCUGGUAUCAUUCUCACCCUUCAUUUGCGCCCAACCCCUCAGUUAGGGAUAUAGAAACACAGACAAAGUUCCAGGAAUUGUUUGCAGCGGUAGGCGGCCAUUUUGUCGGAGUGAUAGUGAGCCCGUACCAAAUUGGCAGCUCCAGCAUGUGUUCACAGAUCAACUGUCUAACCAUCAGCGAUGAUACCAUUGCCUCUGCAGAUCUUCAGUGCAAUAUCCCCUACAAGUUUGACUUCUCCCAGUACCCGUGCAGUGAAGAGGAUGUUACCAAGGUGAUACAGUGUGCCAAGAUGCUCGUGUCAACCUACAGGAAGGACCCCAACCAUGUAGAUCUAGGCCUGGCGUACACGCUUACACACUAUCCAGAUGCCAAGCACAGGCACAUGUCUUGUCUGGAUAAGAUGCUGGAGUCGUUAGAGGCGUAUGAUGUUCUGUAUGAUCAGGGCUUCCUCAUCAGCAGUCUUCGUGCUGAGUUCUCCCAUUUGUCACACUCAACGCUGUAGCAGUGUGACUCUUGUAAUCAAUAUCUGUUCACUGCAUAACUUUAUUACAUGACAGUAUUAUGUAGAUAGAUAAUGUAGAUAAAUUGUCUAGCUUGUCUAGCUUAAACUACAGUCCAAACUCGCUAUGUCGAUGUCGGAUAUCUCGACUUUCCGGUUAUGUCAACUUUUUUCUCCGGUCCCAAAUUUAUUCCUUCUUAUCCUAUAUAAAAUAAAUCUGCUUGUGUUGAUUUUUCUAUCUCGACUUUUUCGCAAUGUCGACCUAUUUCAGUCCCUAUGGUCGAUUUUCACACAUUUUCCUUGUUUCUUAUGUCGAACUGUAGAUCGAGUUGGAGGUGCGAAUAUGUUCAUGUUGGUUUGCGGCAUAUCCCUAAAUUAUAGUGCCUGUCAAAAUAACAAACUUUCAAAAUUAGAGGUUAAUUGGUAAGUGUGAAUAAUUAAAGUUGUUUGUGUAUGUUUUUGAUUAAAGAGACAUUUAUGGCUCAAGCUAUUCAUUGAAACGCACAAGGACGCUGAUGACAUCAUGGAAAAAUUUGACAACAUUGAAAGUUACGUGACAAAGAAUUUUCUCUAUACUGCAUGUAGAAAACAAACAGGCAUAACAAAUGUGCUAUUUUAAGUUGUUGUCAUAUGUGCUAUACCGUUUUCUUACAAUAGCUAAGUGUAAGUUAUUGUGGUUAAUAUCUGUUUUGUGUAAUCCAUAAACGUAGAUUAAAUAAAUUUGACACAAAUUAUUCUUUUUUUAAUCAUUAUAUUUUUCAAUAAUUCGUUUGCUGUUUUCAAGACGGUAACAAGAUCGUUCAAUUGCAGAAGUCGGAUGCCGGACAUAAAUGAAACUCAAAUGUGUUGGGAUUGGUGAUACUUUUUGUAAUUCGGAUGUGUCCCUUGAUCGACUUUUUUUUUUCUUUUGACAGGCACAUUUUUAUAUUCUUAACCAGGUUUUCAAAAAGGGAAAACCAGUUAUUAGAAUGACUUGUGUCGUUGUUCGGGUGGGCUGGUGGGAGGGCAGCAUCAAAGUCAACUGUUGUAUUAAAUAAUUUUAGGUAGGUUGACAUAUAGUGACCAAAUACAUGAAGGGUUUAUGGAAAACUUUUGAGGCCCCUAGAUGCUAAAAUGGAAAUAUGGUUAGUACUGAAUAACUUAAGUAAGGGUUGACAUAACCAAACUUGGUGUAAAGGACAAGUUUAUGGAGAGCUUUCAUUGGACUGCCUUUUGGCCCCCUAGAGUCAAGGUCACUGUUAAAAUAGAUUUACACCUAAAAAUAGAUUACUGUUUGGUACUGAAUAACUUAAGUUACGGUUGACAUGAUGAGACCAAACUUGAUAUGUAGGAAGAGAUUAUGGAGGACUUCCAUGGGAUUGUGUUUGGGGCCCCUAGGAUCAAUGUCACUGUUAGAAAAAAUAGAAAAAAGCAGUUGAAACUGAAUCUCUUCUGCCAAUCAUUAAAAACCUGGGUUUGUCACAUUGCAAUUCUUGUUUACUUUUAAAUUUGAUCUUUUUUAUUGAUUUUGACAGGCAAAUAUAACAUCAUUAUUGUAUUCACUUCUAAGUCGAAGCGGCAUAGUUAAGCCCGCUGUC